Molecule: messenger RNA, 1239 nt
Organism: Venustampulla echinocandica
Lineage: Eukaryota; Fungi; Ascomycota; Leotiomycetes; Helotiales; Pleuroascaceae
Exons: 1
Coding region: 1-1239 (412 amino acids)
Source: RefSeq, a predicted model, not a curated record
AUGCCGAGUUCUAAAGUCGACAACGCUGGCGUGGGCUCGACCUCUGCGGAGGAACGUCCGUUGACCACGGUGUAUGCCAUACCAGUUAACCCUGCGAUACCGACAUCACCAACACCAGGCGGACCAACAUCGAGCUCCGGAAGCAGCCAACAGCCAACAAGUGCGAUUCCUACUCCUCAGUAUAAUUCAUAUUCAUUCUAUCAGCCACCCGAAUCAAGCACUGCAACACCCACACCAUCCCCAUCAUCAUCCUCUGCAUCUUCAUCCACGAGUACCAAGCUGGCAGUUGGAAUCACCAUUCCUCUCGUGUUUCUAGCACUCCUCGGUGGGAUAUUCUUCUUCGUCAAAAGGCGUAGGAGGAAAAUCUUGCAAGAACAGAAGCGAUCGCGGUACGAACUUGGGUUUUCUCCGGCUCCAACACACACCACGUUCGCCGAGAAGCCUCAUAAAAAUGCUCGAUCCGAUAGUCGAGCGGAUACUUUACGUACUAAUCGCACUCAAAACAGAGCGACCAGCCGAAAUAACAGUCAUAUUAAGAGGCAAAUAGACAAUGGGAUGGACGACCAAAUGCUCACCCCUGUCAACCCCGGCUUGGGCAUUGAAAUCGAAAUCUCCAGUCAAACCGAUAGUCAUCAGUCAGGAAGCGUUCAAGGUUCGAAAACUUUCCACGACCAUCCCAGCCUCAGCAGCCACCCAAGCCUCAACACCCUCCCAGGCAUUCGAAAUCCUGAGAGGAGCCCCCGCUCACCCCGCGCAAAUCACAUUGCCGAACUUGCCUCUCCUAUCGACAUGUCUGGGCCAUUUUACCCUUUGAACGACGCCAUUCAUGAACUCGGCCCAGGGAAGGAGGCGGAAGCGGAAGCUGGGGCUGAUCCUCCGGAAUCGGGACUAGAGCCAGUAGUACCUGAUGUCGCGGAAUUGCCAGAUACCUCAAGGCAGAGUAUUCGAGAGAGGGAUGCGGCGGCUCUUGCAUCUGCUAGUGAGCUACCAGCGACGAAAGAAUUUUAUGAUAUAGGAGAAGCGGUAAAUGUGGCCAGUGAAUUGCCCACGACAAGAAAAGGAGAGCAUCAAGACGCAGCUACUGAGCUCCCUGCGCCAAUACUAAGAACUGAAUCGGGGGAGGGAGAAGUAGAAGUGGAAGGACAUACCGCACAGCCACAAGUGGUUAAUCAGGAGAUAACGACCUCCUGGUUAUCAUCCGCACCUAAUACGCCUACGAGUCCGAAAUUUCCUUCAUAA